Molecule: messenger RNA, 2190 nt
Organism: Spizellomyces punctatus DAOM BR117
Lineage: Eukaryota; Fungi; Chytridiomycota; Chytridiomycetes; Spizellomycetales; Spizellomycetaceae
Exons: 12
Coding region: 85-1986 (633 amino acids)
Biological process (GO): regulation of transcription by RNA polymerase II
Cellular component (GO): mediator complex
Molecular function (GO): transcription coregulator activity
Source: RefSeq, a predicted model, not a curated record
CGAUCAGCUUACAGAUCUAGAUGCCAUCUUGCUAGUCAAGCGUCGUCAGCUUUUGCUCAACAGAGUUGACUAUCAAACAUCAUAAUGGCCAUGAACCCACGCCCCUUUCAACCCUCCCGAACUAUAGGCAGCAGCCUCACAGACUUGCAAAGCGAUCUAAAGCUGCUACUCCAAGAGCUAAACGUUUCUCUGAAACCCAGCGGAGAUCAGACUCACGGUGCAGCAAACUUUAUACACCCGCUGGCAAUAAAUACGCACGACCGACAAGUAGCAUUGCUAGCGAUACAUGAACAAAUGCAGGCAGCACUGUUACGGUAUAGGGAUGAAACUCUCACUGGAACCCUUGAUGGAACUCUGGGAGACGUGGGAGACGGAGACGUGGAAGAGUUUCUAGAGUUGUUAAAGGAUCGCUCGAUCUUGCAAUCGUCCAUUACGCCACUGAAAACUGCUCUGACAGAAUGCCUAUUCAUUGCCAAAGACGAGUUGGCUACGCCCGAAAAAAUGGGAGUCGAUGCAGUGGCGAAAAAACUGGAGCAACUCAUAGCGGACAUGGGAUUGCAGCUUUACUUAUCCGCGCAUUUUGAAGACACAUCAGUGGUUACAGUAACCAUCUGUGGAACGAUCUUUGUGGUUGAUAUCGUUAUUAGCCCUCCAGGAGUUGUCACAAAGAUCAAGUUGUCAUAUGCAUCAGAUACACAUCCUCAACACCAGCAACAUGAAUUGGCCGAUGAACUCUUGACGGAGAUGUUGAGCAAAGGCGAUUUUGAGUCAUUCAAAAAAUCUAUUGCUUCAUUGGCCUUCCUGGAUGCAAAUGCCGGGUUCCAUCAAAUUAAAUGCAUCGAAAAUGAUCUUUUAUCAAUUCAUCAAAUUGAAUUAGCAAACAGUGGCAAUGAUUUCGAAAGUGUGAUGUUUGAAGGUCAUGGGCUUCCAUUCAUGCAUUGCGAAAGGAUUGGUCCAUCUGUCGUGUAUUGGGCCACCCCUACGGCGAGGUUGGAGAUUGAUUGGAGUGGAGAAAUCACCCCAACUCGACUACGAAAAAUGUUCCCAGUCAUUGGAGUCUGUAGAGCAUUUAUUGAUAUGGAAUCUUACCCGCUGACACGCUUCCUACCAAAAUUUAAAAACCAAUAUUUGGUUCCGGGUAAUCGGGCAGAUUUGCAGCUGCCACCGAAUGAGCAAGAGUAUUAUAAUCUUAUACAAGGUGCAUCCUGGCGAAAUAUAACACCGCUAACAUUUUACAAUCCGUUGCCAACGUCGAACGAGACGGCUGCCAUCACAUAUUUCCUACGCCUGACUCCUCCGAUCGCAGCAGCCACGACUGUUGCGCGAGACAUUGGGCGGGUGGUUGGGAUUGUUAGUGUAGAGGACUUUGGUAAUGAAUUGAAUGAAGAGUCUGUGGAUGGUGGGCUUCGGUAUGGGACUAUGCUGGAGCUUUUGGUACGAGAUUCCACUAUAACGCCAGGCACACUAGGCAACGCGACUGUCUUUCGAUCCACCAGCUGCAAAACGCGGGACAAUCCCCAUCCCAUCACUCAGUCAUAUACCCUCUCCAGCAACAUGAGCACACCUGCCAUGGUCCUCUGCAAGAUCCCAUUCUCCCACCCUUCCCAGCUCUUACCCGUUCUUCAGCUCUUGCGCCGUCAAUUGACGUUUAAUGCACUCGUCCGAAGUUGCUUCAACGCUUAUACGCACAUGCUUGGGUUGCAGGCUGUUCAAGAGGACAUGGUGUCUCUGCAACUCGAGGAUUGGACACCACCAGAACAACUCGUGUUUACAUUUGCGCAUCCACGACCGCCUCAUCAAUAUCGGCUGACGCUCCGCGUAGAGACGGAUGGAGGCGUUGGGGUAGUCGUAGAGGAGGAAACUGGGGACGGGCUGGGGAGAACGAGUUUUGGAGAGGGGCGAGUUUCGAGGAUUGCGUCUCGGACGCUGGAUGUGGGAUUGGUUGUGUCGGCUUUGUAUGGUGCCAUGCGUGAUGCGUCUGUAUAGCUCAUGCUGUUGAGGUUAUUACUUUUACUUGCUGAUUUGCGAACGUAGUAGAUAUUCUGGUGAACUUUUAUAGACACCACAAGGGGCCAUUUUUUGUUCCUCCUUUUUCAACUCGGCUUGUACCUUUCAACUGCCUACGGAGCUGAUCGGACGUUCUAACCUGGCAUUAUACACGAAUAGAGUCAAUGCUGUUGACUUUUUUCC